Molecule: messenger RNA, 957 nt
Organism: Pestalotiopsis fici W106-1
Lineage: Eukaryota; Fungi; Ascomycota; Sordariomycetes; Amphisphaeriales; Sporocadaceae
Exons: 1
Coding region: 1-957 (318 amino acids)
Source: RefSeq, a predicted model, not a curated record
AUGGCUCCUGGAAACAUAAUCAUAUUUGGCCCAACCGGUCAAGUCGCGGUGGCGGCGGCUCGGAUGGCGCAGGACAGGGGCGCAAAAGUGUCGUUGGCAAUGCGAGAUACGACGAAGCCAAUUGUCGGUCUUGAUCCCAAACAAGAACAGAGUGCUGGCAUGGAGCGCGUCUAUGCUGACCUGACUCUGCCUGACACUGUCCGGGCUGCAGUUGCUCAGACGGGGGCCAAGCGGGCGUUCCUCUACUGCAUCAUGGGCAAGUCUAUGCGGCCCAGCAUUGAGGCGCUCAAGGAAGCCGGUAUCGAGCUCGUCGUCUUCAACAGCAGCUCGACCAUCCAAGGCGACCCGCAGGCUGUAGAUAUGGCAGCCAACUUCAUUGCCUGGGCUCAUGCACAGGUCGAGAUUGCCCUCGAGGAAGUCUUUGGUGUCCCCAGCUACGUCGUUGUGCGUCCGUCGGCUUUCAUGAGCAACAUCCUCGCUUGGAAGGAGAUGGUGAAGAAGGGCCAGCUGAAACUAGUCUAUCCAGAGGCCGCCGUCUUCAAUUACAUUGCGCCAGAGGAUAUCGGCGCAGUGUGUGGUGCUCUCCUAGCCCAAGGCCCCGAGGUACUGGAGACGAAGGCUGGGCGGAAUGUUGUCUAUCUUUAUGGGCCUAGCCGCAUGUCGCAGCGUGAAGCUGGACAAGAAAUUGGCCGAGCGAUCGACAUUGAUCUCUCCAUCCAGGCUUUGAGUGACAAAGAAGGGGUCCAGUUCUUUGUCGAGAACUUACAUGUCCCCGAACAAGCAGCCACAAAUUUUGUCAACAGAAUGAGAGAAAUGAGCGAGAAGGGCCGUAAUCAGCAUAAGCGGGCGCCUGAAAUUCUUGAAGAAGCGAUUGGCAACAUAGAAAGAUACUCUGGACGGCCGCCUACAACCAUGGCGAAGUGGCUGGAGGGACAGACGGAACACUUCAGAGCUUGA